GUCAGUGCCCUUUUGUUAGGGCAAAGGUGGACCCUAGUGCCUUGCCAUAGGCCUCUCGCGGCGUCUAGAGGCCAGUGCGCAGGCGUGCAAUCUCGCAUUAGGAUUGGUGGGGGUACGCCUCCUCGCUCGGCGCACGCUCCGUGGGCGGGAAGGGCGGAGCUGACGCUGUCAGUUGGUCCCAGAGCCGCGGCCUGAGGCGUCGUACCCAUCCCACCUCUUCCCGGCGCCUCAGACGCUAGACUAUUCAUUAAAGAGUUUGCGUUCAAGAGCUAAAAGUCUGUUACCCAAGAUGAUGAAUGCUGACAUGGACGCAGUUGAUGCUGAAAAUCAGGUGGAACUGGAAGAAAAGACUCGGCUUAUUAAUCAGGUGUUGGAACUCCAACACACACUUGAAGAUCUUUCUGCAAGAGUAGAUGCAGUUAAGGAAGAAAAUCUGAAGCUAAAAUCGGAAAAUCAAGUUCUUGGACAGUAUAUAGAAAACCUCAUGUCUGCUUCUAGUGUUUUUCAAACAACUGACACAAAAAGCAAAAGGAAGUAAAGGGUUCGCCUCCCUCUCUUCUAUGGAUUGCUGCUUUUUUCCUUCCCCCUUAAGGCUUGUUUGCUUCCCUGAGUAUUUAUAAAGAGAAUGUCAGAUCUAGGUAAUACUAAUGCUUAACAGGGGCGUCUCUGAGUUAACCUGAUGUGUCUACGUUAGUCUAUGAAAAUGUGCACAGGUAGAGACUUUAUAUUAGAAUUACAGAUAUUUAUGAAUCUUGAAGAUGAAUGUUUUGCCAAUUUGCUUAUAUAUAUAUAUAGGUUUAGCACUGUCUUUUAUCAUAAGCCUAACUAGUAAAAUAUACAAGAAAAUAACCAUGUUGUGAAAAAGUGACCAAAACCAUGUACUGAAUGCACAGCUCCUGUACCUUGUGCACCGUCUUGUGCCUCUCCUCCAUCUGCCUCUUCUUCCCAUCUCCCUCCUGACAGUAACGUCAGUUCUCAUCUCCCGCAAGAGUAACCUGAACUGUAAUUGUUGACACUUAACCAAAAUAAGAUACUUUCUUAGCUAAGGCUUGCCAUUUGUGUAUUUAGUAAUAAGAUAGGAUUACUGGUUUCUCUUUAAUCAGUUGAAAAUAGUUGAAGCUAUAAAAAAUAAAGGGUUUUCUUUGAAAUGUAAACUGUCAUACUGAGAAGCUAAAAACUCCCUAUUGCAUAAAAUAGUCUGUUUGGUGUUGAAAAGAUCGGAAUGCUGGUUACAUGUGUAUGAGGAAAAAAGCUGAGGAAAGAUAGAAUUAGGAAGGAAAACUGGAUAAACAGAAAUACCCUCCCAGUGUUUCCCUCCAGAUGUGCGUUACCUCUGGCCCACAGCUGCACUUUUGGGACAUGAAUGAAAGUGGACUGAGUCUAAUGUAAGUGGAUUAAGAGAGACCAGUUAAGAGUUUGGUCUCAAGGUUUGUUUGUACCCAGGAGAUGAACUUUUACAAAAUUAAUUGAGAGUAUAUUAGUAUCAGAAUCAUGAAUAUAAGAGAGUUUUGUAUAUGUGAUAAUUAUUAACCUUAGUAUCUUAUCUCAGUUGUUUUCCUAGAAUUUCUGUAAACUCAACUUAGUUUGCAGAAUUUUAGUCAUUCUUUUAACAAAUUUUAAAAGUUUCAUUUGUAGCUUCCGUUUGAUAAGGAGCUAAUAUCAGAAAUAGAGUAAAGUCUUACAAUAGGAAAGAUCCACUAAUGCAGCUGGUGCCUCGUAGACUGGGCUGCUGUGACUUGUGGAAUCAUCUUUGUAUUAAUGUAAGCCUUGAUGGGUGAUGUUAGCUGUAUGGAUGUGUAAUCUUCACAUUACAGACAUUUUACAACCCUUUUGUGACCUUGUUACAAAUAUUUAAAAUUGUGUUCAAGUUCUGCUUUGCUGUUUAAUAAAAAGCUGUUUCAGAGGU
Grammomys surdaster is the source of this 1906-nucleotide messenger RNA. It is a transcript of the gene Scoc, whose product is annotated as short coiled-coil protein. Gene Ontology annotation, cellular component: trans-Golgi network. The record is from RefSeq and is a predicted model, not a curated record. The transcript is spliced from 4 exons. The coding region runs from base 290 to 538 and encodes 82 amino acids. Lineage: Eukaryota; Metazoa; Chordata; Mammalia; Rodentia; Muridae.